Molecule: messenger RNA, 698 nt
Organism: Gekko japonicus
Lineage: Eukaryota; Metazoa; Chordata; Lepidosauria; Squamata; Gekkonidae
Exons: 4
Coding region: 1-618 (205 amino acids)
Source: RefSeq, a predicted model, not a curated record
AUGGCAGGGCUGUGCCUGUUCUGGACACUAGCGGUGCCAAAUUACUUCCAGCUGAGGUGGCAUUUUGUCACUGGCCGCUGGCUGGUGCUGAAGCUCAAGGCGAACAAUUGCACAGUAGAGACUGGAACCCGACACUGGAGGGACUCCUGCGGGAUCAGCAUUGAAGCAACAGAGAGAUACAGGCAACGAGCUACGCUGUCUGCUGAGGAUGCUUCACUGGUACUCCAGGAUGUGAGAACAGAGGAUUCUGGGAUCUACAGCGUCACAGUGCUGGCUUUGGACAUGACCUCGUCAGCUAACAUCAACCUAACUGUGACCAAAGCAGAUCCGAAUAUCCCAGUCUCUUUUGUGAAAGUAGCAGAUGAUGGGGACUAUACAGUGUCCAAUUCCAUCCGGCUGGGUGUGGCUGGAAUGAUCAUCUGUCUCCUUGGACUGAUCAUCGCAGAGCACGUUUUCUUCACUCACUGUAAGCACAAAAAGAUAACAGCUGGAGAUGGAAGAGAGACCAAACAGUGCAGUGCUGGGAUGGAAUCCACCGUUGCCACUGGGCCAGGCUCCACCUACCUGCUCAUGGAGAACCCAAGCUCAGAUGAGUUGUGUUGUAGCAUUAACUGCUGAUCACUUUUCUUUACCUCUGGCUUUUUCAGGCCGUUGGACUGUUUAGAUGACUAUGUGUGUGUAACGCGCUGUCAAGUUGC